CAUUUAAAUUCUCAUGGAGAAAAUAAUUUGCUAUGGGAGGAAGCGUCUCAUGAAAGAGCUGUCACCGACCUGUCCCAGAGUCAGCAUAUAUCUCUCUCUGAGUCAGAUGGAACUGCUUCAGAAGGUGCUGAGUUACCUGCAGACUGGAGUAUUAAAACCCGACUCCUUGUCACCUCUCAUCAGCCCUUUUCCUGGGCAGACCAUUUGAAGGCCCAGGAAGAAGCCCGAGGUCUCGUCCAGCAUUGUAGGGCAGCAGAAGUUACUUUACCCCAGAGUGUACAGGAUCCCAAACUCUCAACUGAGCUACGUUGUGCCUUCCAGCAGACCCUUGUCUACUGGCUUCACCCUGCCUUUUCAUGGCUGCCACUAUUCCCUCGAAUUGGAGCUGAUAGGAAAAUGGCUGGAAAGACAAGUCCGUGGUCAACGGAUGAAACUCUGCAACAUACUCUCAUGAGUGACUGGUCUGUGAGUUUUACUUCUUUGUAUAAUCUGUUGAAGACAAAGCUUUGCCCCUUUUUCUACGUUUGUACCUACCAGUUUACUGUCCUGUUCCGGGCAGCCGGGUUAGCCGGAAGUGAGGUGAUCACAGCACUCAUAUCGCCUACAACUAGAGGUCUAAGAGAAGCUAUGAAAAAUGAAGGUAUUGAAUUCUCUCUGCCUUUGCUAGAAGAAAGUGGCCAUAAGAGAAAAGUACGAGAAGCGACCCUGGAAUGUGAGGAGGAGCAAGCUGUCAGUGAUGAAGAUGAAGAGGAGAGCUUUUCUUGGCUGGAAGAGAUAGGUGUGCAGGAUCAAAUUAAAAAGCCAGACAUGAACUCUAUCAAGCUACUUAGAGAAAAACAUGAAGGGCAAAUGGAUCAUAGACCUGAAUCUGUUGUCCUGGUGAAAGGACUCAACACCUUCACAUUGCUCAAUUUUUUGAUGAACUGCAAGAGCUUAGUGGCCACCUCGGGAGCACAGGCAGGCCUCCCUCCCACUCUUUUAUCCCCGGUGGCCUUCCGAGGUGCCUCCAUGCAAAUGCUGAAAGCACGGAGCAUGAAUGUAAAGACACACGCUCUUUCUGGAUACAGAGAUCAGUUUAGUUUGGAGAUCACAGGUCCCAUCAUGCCUCAUGCUCUGCAUUCUGUGACCACGCUACUCCGCUCUUCACAGAGGGGAUCUUUCUCAGCUGGGUUGUAUGCCCAUGAGCCAACUGCAGUGUUCAAUGUCUGCCUGCCACUGGAUAGAGACCUGCACAGAAAAGUUGCUCAUAAGGACCUUGCUAACUGUGGGCUGCACCCCAAAACCCUGGAGCAGCUCAGUCAAAUACCAUUGCUGGGGAAGUCUUCCUUACGGAAUGUCGAAAUGAGUGACUACAUUUUUAAUUGGAGAUCGUGAACACCAAAGUAAGCCUAAAGGGAAACUGAGGAAAAGCUUCCUAGCAAGGAAGGAAAUUGACGAUUUUUAAGCCUGUGGCUCUUAAAAGUUCAUUUUGGAAGAAUAUGUUUUAAAAUGCUGAUGUGUUUUUAACAUUAACUUUUAUUACAUGCUUUAGCAUUAGGUUUAAAAUCAACAUUUUGCUUUUAUUAUUUUUAUGCAUUUUCAGAUCUGAAGAUGCAAGCUUAAACCUUAAGAUUACUUGAAUGAGAAUUCUAUAUCCCUGCAACUUGAUUAAUUGUAUCCUGAGUAGAAACCAAAUUAAAAGUGUUUCAUUACAAAUGAGACAUGA
Messenger RNA from Cricetulus griseus (Chinese hamster), 1705 nucleotides. Lineage: Eukaryota; Metazoa; Chordata; Mammalia; Rodentia; Cricetidae. The record is from RefSeq and is a predicted model, not a curated record.